AUGCAGGGCAGACAGAACGGUUACCGGCAGGUACUUAACCAGUACAGAUAUAUUACAGGAUUACAAAAUCCUAAUGUUAAAUAUGUGCCUUCAGAUGUUUGUCCCGGACCUGAAGAAAUAGCUAUUUCAGAUAAAAUAACAUUAGUCGUAAUCGACAGCCAGUGGUGGCUGCAUAAAGUCGAUAAGCCCGGUGUUGGUUCUGGUUGUGAUGCCAAUACAGAAGCAGAGUUGUUAAGUGUGUUACAGGAAAUCGUGGACCGUAAUGAAGAUAAAUUAUUACUCUUCGCUGCACAUCAUCCAUUUGUAACGUUUGGCAGACAUGGAGGAUAUUAUAAUUUAAAACAACAUAUUUUUCCUUUCACUGAGCUCAAUCCUAAACUAUAUAUUCCUCUACCGGUAUUGGGUUCUAUUUAUCCCAUUGCACGUGGAGUAUUUGGAAAUAUCCAGGAUACAAAACAUCCUGUUUAUAAAAAUUUCAGCAGGGCAGUAGACAGUAUUUUAAGUCGUCAUCCUUAUUGUAUAAGAGUAGCAGGGCAUGAACAUAAUCUACAAUUCAUUGAACAAAACGAUCAUUAUUAUAUUGUGAGCGGUGCGGGUUCUAAAGAAUCUGACAUUACCAGCGAUGACGAUCUGUUGUUUUCAUCAAUUAAAACCGGCUUUGCAACGAUCGAUAUGGUUAACAACGGUAAUGUGUAUGUAAAGUUUUAUUCUUCUGAAAAUGAUACAGUGGAUAAACCUCUUUAUGUAAAAUCCCUGGGGCCAAUUGAUUCUAGCCAUAUAAAAAAGACAAGUUAUAAAGUUCCUGUUCUUCCCGAUUCAGUAGUUGUAGUUCCUGCUAAAUAUUACCAGGCACGUAAAUUUAAAAAAUGGUUACUGGGUAAUAAUUAUCGAGAUGAAUGGACAACGCCGGUUAAAGUAAAAGUGCUUGAUUUAGGAAAAGAAAAAGGAAGUACACUUCAAUAA
Molecule: messenger RNA, 963 nt
Organism: Adineta ricciae
Lineage: Eukaryota; Metazoa; Rotifera; Eurotatoria; Adinetida; Adinetidae
Source: the annotation of a GenBank genome assembly